Anopheles coluzzii is the source of this 8232-nucleotide messenger RNA. RefSeq names its product mucin-5AC. The coding region runs from base 1864 to 7254 and encodes 1796 amino acids. The record is from RefSeq and is a predicted model, not a curated record. Lineage: Eukaryota; Metazoa; Arthropoda; Insecta; Diptera; Culicidae. The transcript is spliced from 13 exons.
CAGCUUCAGUAUCGCGUUGGCGUGCAACCCGAACGGACGUGAAAUCGUAGACGUCAGGGCAGGUUGUGCCGUGUCUCCCGUGCGUAAACGUGCUUCCGAACGCGCCGCAGUGUUUGGUGCCGCGAAUUUGUGCCGCGGCCAAAGCAAGCAAAGCGAAGAAGAGGAAGGAAAAGUGCUCGCGCACAAGUCGCGCCCAUCGCACGUGCAUCCCAAAACGCACGGCAAAAAAAAAAACAAGUCAAAAAGUUAUACUCUCGCGAAGAGUUUGUCUUUCUUACAAAACUAAUAUUCGCCCAGGUGGCUUACAAUCGCACUCCUGCAAAGCUUAAGACGUCCAACGCGAUCUCCUGGCACAACCAGGUGGCCACUGCAAAGGACGUGGACGCUCUAGAGAAAAAAAUACGCUUCUUUUUGCACCGACUUUUAUCUGCACAGCCUAACUGGGAAGAGGCCGGGAAACAGCCGAAGCAGCAGCAGCAGCAGCAGCAGAUAUUCGCGAAUCACUCGAGGGCAAGUAACAGUUCUUUCACCCGGCGCAACGUUUGCGCGGGAAAGGAAGAAGGCAAGAAGCACCGUGCCCAACUGUGCGCACGAACUGUCUGCUGUAUUCAUUAUUCGCACGGCUUAAGGCACGCCGUAAAUAGAGCACACACACACAUUAAACCCGACGCGCUGCUUGCGCAGAAAACGAAGCUGAAGACGUGUAAAGUGACCCCUCACUUGAGCCUUCAAAUCUUGAGUGUCCGGCGUGUUUGGAGUGGAGGAGUCACUGGAAUCCAGGCCCUUGUCAACGAGCCAAACACCCUGUUGGUACUCACCUGGCGCCUCAGUUUCUGGAGCAAAGGUGGCGGAAAAGACGCGAAACCAAAUCAACCACCGGGUGGCGGCAACAAAACCCCAAAACAGAUCAAGGUUACUAGAUGAAAGUGUACCGCACCGCGGACCCAGCUCGUAGGUGAAGAAGAAAACAGCCCACAAGACGGGACACCCUCGUACGCCAUCUGUCAUCUUAAUUCACCGGUGGUGGGCCACCGAGAGGACGUUGGCGUUGCUGCUCAAGAGUUCAAGCUUUUUGUACAAUUAAACGGCAACUAUUUAACAGUGUGGAACCAGCGCACCGGUGUGGUUGUUGUUGUUGCUAUUGUAGCUUAGCCUACUCUGUGUCUGUGUGUGCAUUAGAUUGUGUGUGUGCGUGUGGUACGGUUUGUGUGCCUGUGUGUAUUCCCCGCCCAAAGUGAGUCGAAGAAGUGAGUGAGUGGAAUCGAUAAAUCAAAGUAGGCGCGAAUCAACUGCUACAGCAAACUCAGAAUCGAGACGUGAAGAGAGUCACCACAGACACAUCUCUUGCCAACUCGAGCUGAAACCCCGCACAGCCAGCCAGCUGGAAGUCGAAUUCGAAAACCGGAAAAAAGGUAUUUACUUACAAACGGAAAAGCAAAGUGUCUGUGUGUGUGUGUUCGUGUGUGUUAGUUUGUGAGGUUAGUGUGCGUAUCGUUCCGCGACGUGCGUGAGCCCCAAAUAUCGAGGGGUGGAAAAUUUCGCCCCCCCCCCAUCAAACCGGAGGAAGGGUUGGCCGGAACAUCCCGGAAACACUCGCCCCCGCGGCUGCUGCUACCGGAAAAUUUGAAAUUGACCGUACCAAACGAACCGAAGCCGAAGUAGCCUGAUCCAUCGUUCCAUCUUGGUGCCUGGUGGUGCGUCAUCUUGAUAAAAAGAACCCAAAACGUCGAUCCUGAUCCGGAUAGGAGAACAGCAGUAUCUCGCGCGCCGCCUGUAAAUUGGAACACGAACGUCGUCGAGAUCGGGAAAAACCUCUCCCCAAACACCGGACCCUCACAGACAGACAGCAGCAGCAGCACCAGCAUGGAAGUGGCGUCGCUGGCAACCGGGACCGGCACGACGACGGCGACGCGGGCACCAUUCCAGCGCGAGGUGCGCGAGUGGCAACAUGUCGAUCCAAAUACGGGCGCCCUGCUGACGGGCCGGCUCGAGGCGGACCGCUGGGUAAACGGGCCACUCAACAGCUACGGCAAGAUGGUUUCACAGAACCUGUCCACACCGGACGGAACGCAGCACACGCAGCGGAAGCAGAUGGAGAUCCUGCAGGCCCGCACGUCCGCCGGCUCGCUGCAAGUGGUCCGCGCCCAAACCGUCCAAACGACCUCGUCCCGCUGGUCCUCCUCGACGGUGCACUCCACCACCACGAGCACAGAGCAAACGACGGGCAGCAGCGGCAGCGUUGGCGCCAUCACCGGACCCACCGCUGCUGGUUCGCCCCUCGCAACGAACGGCUUCUCCAGCCAUCAUCUCCUGUCUUCCUUCCACCGUCCGUUGUCCUCUGGCACUACUAGCAGCAGUAGACUCUUGACUGUAGGAUCUAGUCGAUCCGAUGCACCACAGACGACACCACUCGGCGGAUCUGCGUUCGUCAGCACGGCCACGAAACCAUUCCCAAGGUUUUCCUCCAGCCCAACGUCCGCGGGCAGCAGCUUCGUCAACACCAGCGGACCACUCCGGUACGGCCGGCAGCUGUAUGCAGUCGAUGCGGAUGCGCAUGACGAUCGUGGCUCGUACCACCACACUGCUACCAACCAGCAGCCCCUUCGUACCGUUGCCGUUGAACAGGACAGCAGCAUCAACGGCAACAGCGUACCGCUGGCCCGCGGCAAGAGCAUCUCGAUCGAGGACCUUUCGACCGAGCGUGACGAGAGCAACUUCGAUGACGACGUCGAACCCACGCAGUGGAAGCGAGUGAGCAAAAUACGGCGAUCAUUACAGUUCCCAAGGAAAACCACCCCGAGGACCAACACACGCCCGAUCGACCUGCCCGAGAACUCCGUCAGCGUGUCGCGCAUCUGUCAGGAGCUCGAGAACGGCCGCCGUCUCAACACGGCCAUGCGCAACAACCACAUCGACUUUGUGGCGCUGGACAACAUCCUGAAGAGCGUGGCGGAUCAGCCCUGCACGGCCGCGACCACACCGCCCCACAGCAAUCCGCCCCACAGCAAAUCGCCCCCGAAAGCGUCCUUCCUGACGGCGGAAUCGCUGCGCGAAAUACGCGGCCGCCUGCGCCGGCUCAGCAACGAGUCGCUGUACCGUGACGACAUGAGCCCGGCCGAUGACGCUUCCGGGCAGACGGUGGCGAGCGAUCGACCCAGCCCCGCUGACGAGGGUGGCGUAACGAUCACCGAGGUGGAAACGCGGCUCGGCCAGCUCGAGACGAGCAGCUCGUCCGACUCGAACUAUCGCAGCAGCAGUUUGCAGACGAGCAAGAAGCCAGCGCCAGACACAACGGUGCUAGCGCCGGACGAUUGGCAUUCGCGCCGUAAGUCGUACGGGUUUGAGCGGAUGAGCCAGCAGCCGCUUGGCAGCGGGUUUGCCAUGGCCAAGAUGGACUCGUCGACGGACAGUGGAAUUGGGCGGUCGUCGGAUCUGAGCUCGAGCUGGUCGAGUGCCGCUACCGAGAGUGGUCAGGGUGCGGGCGGUUCCUACCAUCAUCAGCGGGCGACGAUUGUGACGCUUGGCGAACGGUCACAGCUGAAGGAGAAGCAAGCGACGAACCCGGCGAUGGUGAUCAAAAUCACUAGCAAGCCGGUUGACAGCACCAGCGACACGUUUGCAGUUCCAUCCAUGGAACCAACGGACGAGGAACCGAAGCGCCACUCGAUCGCGGUCGACGAGACGAGCUACGUGCGGGACAGCUUGCGCACCAUGUUCGAGCGCAAGUCGUCGGUGCACGUGAACGGAUUCAGCCACACGCUCAUCGACGAUCUGAGCCGCAACAAGAAGCGGGUCGAGUUCUGCAAGACGGAGGUACACUUUACGGCCGACUCGGGCCGGGUGAACAUCGUCGAGACGGAUGAGAAGCCACCGCCAACGAACAACUUCCGCCGGCGACGACGCUCAUCCGGCGGUUCGUCCUACCUGGUGUCGAACCUGGACGGCGAUUCGGACAGUGUCAACGCGACGGAUGAAUCGAAACUGGUGGGCCCCUCGUCGGAGAGUGUUGUGAUCGAGCAGGACACGGCGCCGGUCGUUACCACCACCAUCGGGGGAAUGGGUCGUGCGGCACCGGAACCAACGCCCCGGAAGUACGUACCAUCGGCCACCGUCACCGUGUCGGAUGAAAGCGAUGGCCACUCGACGGAUGAGAUAUCGCUGCGCAGCAUUCUGAAAAACAAACCCGUCAAACCGAAACCAUACGUGCUGGGCGAGAAUCUGGACAGCAACGAGGCGUUGUGGGGUGUGAAGCUGAAGCCGGUGGUAGCAGGAGGAGCGACGGUCGAGCAGAGCCAGCCCAGACUGCUGAGUGUGGAGAUGGGAACGGAGUCGAAAAGUUCGUCGCCCAUUGCCCCUGGCAGCGGCUACUCGACGAGGAUUAACCUGACGAAGGAACCGGCGGGACCCAGCUCCUGGAGUGGCAGCAAUUCCACAGUAGACAAAGCGAUCCUUCACAGUGCGACGAACGGGCACGAGUCGGCUGCGGCGAAAUCAACCACCAAGAUCCUGAUCGACAUGACGUCAGCGGGCGAAGAGAAAGGACCGGCGGCGGCGGCGGGCGACGAGCUAAAGUCAACCUCGCUGAUCAUGCGCACCAUGCGUGCCGCGACCAAGCUCAACGAAGCGCUGAAGAGUCUGCAAGCCAUUCGGCGCGACUCGCUGGGAGAGAGCGGAACGCCAACGGGGCUAUAUCAGAGAGGUGGAGUCGACAUUGCCAGCCCGAAAGUGCGUCGCCAUUCCGCAUUCUGUCAGCUGAAUGGAGCUGCUGGUGUGAGUCAGCACAACAGCAGCAGCAGUACGAUCAGCAGCCACUCGAUCGCCAAGUCUAGCAGUGCCAGCAGUAUCUACGCCGACUAUCCGAAGCUGAGGACGUCCGGGAAGUAUGCGUCCUCGCUCGAUGGAGACUCGCUGGAGCGUGAUGCCACGGCGUACGGUGUUUCGCGCUACACUUCCGUGCUGCCAACGACGGCAGCAUCCCGUCGUAUCCUAACGAGUGAAUCGCGGCUGUCCGAUUUUGAGGCUUAUAUAAGCAAAAACACGGCCUCGGUAAGGCGUUCCAGCACGGCGGACGAUGUGGAUCGACUGGUGAGCAGUAAACCGAUCGCUGCACCGAGACUGAAGAAGCUCCAAGGCUCAACCGUGCUUAGUCAGCAGCUGUCGCAGCUACGCCGACUGUACGAUGCGGCCGAACUGUACGAUAGUGACAGUGAUAGCGCGAAGGCGGACGAGGAGGUGAAGCUGUACCUGGGCAAUCUGGCCGACGCCUCAUCGUCGACGUCUUCGUUUGGGCAGGCAACGGAACUGUCCGGUAGCUGGAGUCGCAUCAAAGCGAAACGAAACAUUCAGAAGUUCAACGGUAGCAGCCUUUCGACGGUGACGGCUGCGCGCGACGAACCUAAGGAUACGGCCUUCUCGGUAAACUCGUCUGCAGAGUUUGAUGUUGUGAAACCCUCGGCCCUGAUCAGCCGCCAGCCGGCCAAACCUUCUGCUGUGAUGUCGAUUGAGCUGAAGAGCCCAACGCCCGUCAAGAAACUGCCACCAGCUUCUCACACCUCUAGUCCAGACACUUCUACGACAAAGAUAACAACGACACUGAACGAUGAAUCGACGGCUGCUAGCACGCAGCAGCAAUCACCGAAGUUCCGACGUUACAUUCCGACCACGGCCACCAGCGCCACCACGCCCGGUGCCGUGCGUAACGAGGAACGCGCCUCGCUCCGGCUGUCGUCCGGUGCGCGGCAACUGCGCGAGAAUGAACUGUCAUUUUUCGGCGUCAACCCGAACAAGCAGCAGUCGUCCAGCCCGGCGGGCCCCACCGGCAAACCGCCAACGACUUCGACGACGACCCCGAACUCACCCUUUCAGCGAUCGGCCACACUAACGUCCUCCUUUAUUAGACGCUCUGGUACCACGACGACAUCGUCGACGACGACCACUACGGGGUCUGGCGAUAGUGCCACAUCCAAGGCGUCCCUUUGGCAGCUAACCAACGAUAAGCCGGAUCUGUUACGCCACGGUCAGCUAGCAGCUGCAGCAGUGGCGGUAGAACAGCCGAAGAGUCAAGCUGUAGCAGCUCCACGACCAGCUGUGGUACGCACUGGAUCUUCCUCCGUUGCUACCAGCAACAGUGUGAGCGUAAACAGCAGCAGUAGCAGUGUGACAACGUCCACGCUUUCAUCGGCCGAUGGUAGUCCCCACUACGAGAACUUGUCCCACUUUGCGCUGAAACCGAAGGCAGCACAGCGCUCCGUGGGUUCUUCACCGUCGGCUGGAGAGUUGUUGGUGCAGCAGCAGACGGCGAAGGUUGCAGAGAGCGAGAAACCGGCUGCAGCAUACGACCGGAAGAAGGAUUUGGAGCGGGAUGAACGCAUCUUGGAGGAGCUUACCCGUGCCGCGGAUGAGAUAUUGAAUGUUGUGAACAACAUGUCGAACGGUGAAAGUAUGGAGAGCAUUCUGAGUGAGCUGAACGACGGUGAGGGACAUCAUCGACGACUCUCAACCGGUGGCUGUACGCUUGGCACUAUCCGGGAAUGCUCAACGACGAACAAGAUCAUGAAGUCACGGGGCGUUCAAGUUUCCAAAAACAUUGACGACAGCCUCAAGCGUCACCAUCAGCGGCAAUCGAGAUUGUCAUCAGCUUCUUCGAACGAAAGCAUCGGACGCCGCCCGGAGGGUAACUUUACGCGCAGUGUCUCGCUACGCGGUCACUCAACUGCAUCCACGACCGCCGGUGAUAGUCUUUCCAGCCGCUCCGGAUCUAGCCGUCGAAGCCGCGCCCCAAUGGCGACCGAAACCCGGCGUCUGGUGCGCAUGUGCAGCAAGGAAAAGCUACAAUCAAACGCUAGCUCCUCGGAAGAUCUUCCCAGCACUACUGCGGUAGAGCCACCGCGUAGACCUCGCCGGACGCGCUACCACUCGAAGGAAACGAAGGACCCGGAACGCACGAGUGGCACCAGUAACGGACACGGUACCAGAGUGAGCUCCUCCACCCGGUCCCAUCGUAACGAGCGAUCGAGCGGAUCAGUUCGAACUGUCAGCUCCAGGCAUCAGGGACAAAGUGCAACUCCAACCGCUGGACACACUGCCCAGACAGCGGUAAGCGCAAGUGUGUCGAGCCACCAUUCGCUACACUCCGCCUCGUGUCCAUCGUCCCGCGGGCUCAAGUCAUCGGCCACUAACGGGCACCACCAGCACCAUCAUUCGCAGCUGGCCUCCGCCACCACCACAACAUCGUCCAAAAAACAUCACCGAUAAGAGACGAACCCAAACACACACAUCGGAUGACGCGUAGGAAAGUUCCCAACCAUGCAUGCACUGAUCGCGGGAUCUUCCCUAUUUUUUUGGGGACGAAACAGAUUGUUGGAGCAACGGCAAACAACGGCUAAUGAUGAUGAUGAUGAUGAUGAUGAUGAUGAUGGCACGCCUUCAUGUUGUGCUGGUGCAAGCGGACCAGCUCCAAAAACUGACCCCCCACGGGACGAUGUAACGGCCGACGUUGAUAAGCGACCAAGAAAGAGCCUGAUGAUGAUGAUGAUGUUGUGUCUUACUGGUGGUCACACACUGCUGCACUGCUGGAACCCGAGCAGGCCCCGUACGUACGCUCCAGUUAACAGUUACGGCGAUAGGGGCUGGCCGCGGUGCCUGAAAAUAGAAAAGAAAGAGAGAGGGCGCGCUUCUGCUGGCAACAAGCGCAUAAGCGAUGUAUGAUGUAUGAACCAAUUUCAACAAAACAAAAGAUUAACUAACCAACAACGUGGAUUGUGGCGACACCGACAAUUCGACAGCGACGAGCGCAUAAGACGAGGAAGAAAGAACGAAGCAAACAAACGGCAUGUGACGUUAAUGUUACGAAAACGAAAGAUUUAUUAUUGCCCUUUCCAUUAUAGUGUUUUUAUGCAUUCCUUUCUUGCGAACACACUUAGUGCAUAAGGUCCGACAUGUGCUCUCACUAACAUUAACACAAACAACCGAGUUAGAUAGCUGCUCCUUCCUGCCGAAUGGGGUGGGGGAGUAGUUCGCGCUUGACAAACGAUCAAGAUAUCAAGAGCAAACUAUAGCAACACACUUGCAUGCGUUUCGAGAGGAUCGCGCACUGUCGUCAGGGGGCAAUCCUGUGAUCACAAUGUAAUAUUUGGUAGCCUACUACUAUUACUACUACACUGCAACUACUACUACUACUGCUACUACUACUACUUGCGUAAAUAUACAUACAUACAUACAUAUCUAAAGAGA